Medioppia subpectinata is the source of this 804-nucleotide messenger RNA. Lineage: Eukaryota; Metazoa; Arthropoda; Arachnida; Sarcoptiformes; Oppiidae. The record is from the annotation of a GenBank genome assembly.
CAUUCAUACAAUCACUUCAUUUGAUCCCAAGAUAUGGCACAACAAAUGAAACACAAGAAGACAUCACUCGAGACCACAGUUGACGGCAAUGAAGACAACAUUCAACAGCCCCAAAUCUAUGCCAAAGACUCUUUGGAUCGUUUCGGUGAUGAUAUGUUUUCAAUCAUCUUAUCUUAUCUCACAAUUGAAGACAAUUUUGGCUACGAAUGUGUGUCUAAACAGUUCCAGAGGACAGUCUUUGACGGUGUUGUGGACAUCACUCUUAACAACCGAUUUAUUCGUAAAAUAUCAAAAACGAUAUCAAUUGACACACAAUUGUUGGCCACAAUUGCUAUAAAACUUUCAAACAUUGAGACCAUUGACUGUCGAGGAAUAACCACUGCAUACGAAGAACACAUUCCCGAACUGUUAAACACAUUUCGGAAUAAUUGUCGGCUUUUAAGAGAAAUAUACAGCGAUUCGCCGCAAGUAAUCCAAUGGAUCCGACCUCUCGUUACACGUAUAACGUCUAUAAACCCACUCUCGAUGUUUCCAGGCAUCAAACAAUCGCUCAUUCAUUGCCACCGAUUGUCACAAUUAAGGGUUAAGUAUUUGUCGCAUGUCUUCGACACCACUUCCGGACAACUAUUGGCAAAAAACUUACAUCAAUUUGAAUUCAGUUACAAUAAUAACGAUAAUAACGGACUGUUGGCUGUGUUUGUGACACAGAAUCUGUCCCUCAAAAGUCUUGUCGCCCGCGAUAUCAACGCCACUAAAGACAUACUCAUUGAACUCUCACAACAAUUGCGACAACUCAUUGCCUGA